Molecule: messenger RNA, 1038 nt
Organism: Cajanus cajan (pigeon pea)
Lineage: Eukaryota; Viridiplantae; Streptophyta; Magnoliopsida; Fabales; Fabaceae
Product: protein cornichon homolog 4
Biological process (GO): vesicle-mediated transport
Source: RefSeq, a predicted model, not a curated record
AGCCUAGAAAAAAGGGGGUGUGGUCUGUGGUGUUGCGUGAAGGGCGAAGAGCAGAAAUAUAGCAAGGGAGGCGAAGCGGACACACUGCGCACGUUAGCACGUGCGCAGUGUGCAGGGAGGAAGAAGGAGAUAAUGGCCGAUCUCUUCGUGUGGCUCAUCUCCUUCUUCCUCCUUAUCGCCCUGCUUGUGCUCAUCACGUUCCAGCUAAUGUGCCUCGCAGACCUAGAAUUUGAUUAUAUAAAUCCCUAUGACUCUUCCACGCGAAUAAAUAGGGUCGUUAUGCCUGAAUUUAUUACGCAAGCUGUCCUAUGUUUCUUCUACCUUGUUACCAGGCAUUGGAUCAUGGCUCUCUUCUGUGUUCCUUAUCUCCUUUUCAAUAUCCGAUUGUAUCGACGAAGAAUGCAUUUGAUUGAUGUUACUGAGAUAUUCAAUUUGCUCUCUUGGGAAAAGAAGCAGCGGCUUAUCAAACUCUUCUAUCUUGUUUUUAUCCUUUUCCUCUCUGUAUUUUGGAUGAUUUACACAUCAUUGGGUCAGUAAUUGCAUUUGGUUGCUUUUAUUGUUGAGUGCUGCAAACUCCUCGAGUUGAGGCAACAGUUAAUUUCUUGUCGUAUACAAUUCUAUUAUGAUUAACGUGUACUUUAGGGGGGGGGAAAAGUUCAAGGGAGAGAUUGUCUUUUGAAGGAAGAAGGUUGAAUCGGCAUCGGCAUGGCAAUUCAUGUUCAUUCAGAAUCGAACCCUUGGUUUAAUCUGUCUAAAACAAGAUUGAACCUUCUGGAAUAGCGCAAUGUUGGGUUACGGGAAUCUUGUGUACUGGAAUCUGCUGCAGGGGUUAGCUACAUCAUUGAACAGAUAAACUGAUGCAAACAGUAUAAAUUUUCACUUUUUCAUGUAUGAGCUACAAAUAAGCGAGGUCUCAGAUUGAAACGGUUUCAACACUCCUGGUGAGGGAACUUGGUGUUGUGUUUCAAUUUGUUAUCUUUAAUCUGUAUACAGCUUACACAUUUAAAAGAAAUUGACUUGCAUCUUCAAUCUGAAUUA